GGACUGAAACUACUUAUUUCAAAAUGGCGGACGGUGAAGACCUUCUUGGUCAAUUCUUGUUUUGAAUUGUGUUUUUCUUGAUAGCAUGGAUAGAUAAGGAGAGAAGUGAAGUCAUGGGUGCUAGUUUAACAGCCCUUCGAUUCCUCCCAAAAAACAGCAAGUCUUAUCAAGAAGCCAUAGAUAUCUGGGACUUGUACUGUAUGACCUACUACUAUAGACACUGUGGGGGUCAAAAUGUAAAGAUGUCUCCCCCUGAUCCUCUAGAGUUUGAUAAGCAAUAUCAGGAGGUCCAUGCAUGUGUGACAAAACAGGUUAUACAGCUUCUGAGAAACCUACAAAGUGAAAGCAAACAAAGUUUCUCACUGUCAAUCAAGCCAUCAACCAUUCAGCACCCAGAGGCCGGUGAGGGAGUAUUUCUAGAUGGUUCGGCUGUACCUGGGACUGUUGUAAUGUUUCACCCUGGCCUUGUGUACCUUCCUCCUUACAUACGGAAGAUGCCUAACUAUCCCUGGAUUGAUAAAGACAACACCUACCUCAUGUCAAGAUAUGAUGGUUGUAUCGUAGAUCCAAAAGGUCUGGAUACUGAUAUACAGAGGUCUGAUGGAACAAUGGUGGCCCAUCCACUAGCAGCAGGUCAUAAGGUGAACCACGCCCCACCUGGCACCAAACCAAACAUUCUACCCUUCUCUUAUGACUUUGCCAAGACCUUUCCUGAAGAGCUUCUAAGGCUGGUUCCUAAUAAAUAUUACCGUGAACCGAAUUUCCUGUUCAAGACUCCCGCAGUCCUUAGAAGUGUGGUAUACGUCACAACGGAUCACGUGCACAACCAAGAGCUUUGUGUCAAUUAUCGGUUAAAUCCAGCCAUCAAAUUGCCAGAAUGGUAUACCCCAGUGGACAGAAAAGAGGAUUCGCGCCGCUGGAAUGGCUAAA
Molecule: messenger RNA, 930 nt
Organism: Nematostella vectensis (starlet sea anemone)
Lineage: Eukaryota; Metazoa; Cnidaria; Anthozoa; Actiniaria; Edwardsiidae
Exons: 8
Coding region: 114-929 (271 amino acids)
Source: RefSeq, a predicted model, not a curated record